UGAGUGGAAUGUUUCCUGUUCGUUUCUUAGAGUUUAGGAGUUGUUUAAAAAUCAGACAGAGGGAAGAGCAGCUGAGAUGGCGGAGAGUAAAGCCUGCACUCUUCAGAGGAGGAGAGAAAGUAUGGACAAACCUUUAGACUUCAGACUGGUCCUUGUUGGGAAAACUGGAGUAGGGAAGAGCUCCAGUGGAAACACCAUACUGGGGCGAGAUGCCUUCCCUGCAGCUGUCAGUCAGUCCUCAGUGAGCAGACAGUGCUGUAAACACACUGGUCAGCUGUUCAGCAGAGAGCUGACCGUGGUCGACACCCCCGGCCUCUUCGACACCUCGUUACCUGAGCACAUGGUGAAGAGAGAGAUCUCUAAGUGUAUCAACAUGUCGGCCCCGGGGCCCCACGCCAUCCUACUGGUCAUCAAGGUGGGGCCAUUCACCGACGAAGACAGAGAUGCGGUCACGCAGGUGGAGGAGAUCUUCGGGGAGCAAGCCUGGAAGUACACCAUCAUGCUCUUUACCCAGGACGAAGGGGACAUAGGGGACGUGGAGCGACAGCUGGAAGGGGCGGGGCCUGAGCUGCUGGAGGUCCUGAAGAAGGCGGGAAACAGAUACCACGUCUUCAACAACCACAGGGCUAACGAUCGUGGACAGGUCCUUGAUCUGCUGGAGAAGGUGGAGAAGAUGGUGUGUGUCAACGGAGGGAAGUGUUACUCCAACCCCACCUACCUGGAGGUGAUGGAGCUGCUGAAUAAGAAGGAGGCGGAGCUUAGAGAGUUCUACAGGGAUAAGCUGGAGAAGGAGAUCAAAGCUAUAAAGGUAAAGUAUGAGGAGAAGCUGAGAGAGGCCCAGGAGGAGCACCCAGCCACAAAGAGACGAUGGCAGGAGGAAGUGAAGGAAAUCAAACGAUAUUACGACUCUCUGAACGCCUCAACACGUCAUGUUGUGGAGCAAACUGUGGCUUCUGACACCUUAGAGGACAUAAGUCAGUUUCACAGGAAACUGAAAGUCAUCUCCUGAUUGGUUCAACAUCCUCAGAUGUGUUUUUUUAAAGCUCUUCCAACCUCAUCAGUGGAAACUUUUCAUGACUCUGACGCCUGAUAGCCUCGAGCUGCUGUAAACAGACAUCCUGAGUCACACUGAGCUCAUCCAGCUGGAGCCAAUCACAGCUGUCAUUGGGUGAGAGGCGGGGUUACACCUGUACAGGUGACCUGUCAAUCACAGAGUGUAACAGAGUUUAAAGGCUCCCCAGGAACAUACAACAGCAACAUGAAGACAGCAAACAUCAUAUUUGGACAUUGUUUGUGUCCAAUAACCAAAUUUUAAUGUUUGAUAUCAUCGUCAUCGCCUUAAAUUAGAAACCUUAUAAUGUCAAUAAUCAAUGUACUGUUUGAGGUUUUUAGACGUAAUGUUUUUGUAAUGUGAGAAGAAUAAAGAAGAUACAGAUGUCCAUCUGUGUUUGUAUACAGUCUUUAAAAAGGAUGAAGACAGGAACACACAGGUCAGGAUGUGACAAUCUGAGCCUCCGACAGGAUGAAAACUGAUUGAAACAUUGUUAUGUGUUUAAGGUUUGAGGACAGGCUGAAUAAAUUCUAAUAUUUCAAAUAAGUCUCAUCAGUUAAAUCACAUUUAGGAUUCAUCUUCAGAAACAGUGUUUGUCCUUUUCAGAAUUGCAUGAGAUCAAACCAUCCAACAACUUUAAAUAGAAUCAUUUUGUUUUAAUCAAUGCUUUGUGAAAGAGGGGCAGAUAUUAUAAGAUUAGUCUUCUUUCUGCUCCUUUGCAUUCAAAAUGAGAUUUUAUGUUUGUUUGUUUUUCUUAACUUUAUUUGUUUGAAUGAAAUAAAAUAAAAUUGUAGGGGGGGGGGGGGGGGUUAACAGGAGAAUGCGUUAUUUUAGUCGACUCAUUAAAGGCCAUCACAGCCCGAUGUCUGCAUUUUAAGAAUAUUUGAAAUGAAAGUGUUUGUGUUUAAAAUUUGUCUCUUCUGAAGAAUAAAGAAACAGACUGACGUCCAUCUGCAGACCUCUGAUCUGUCAUCACAGAGUUCA
Molecule: messenger RNA, 2035 nt
Organism: Labrus mixtus (cuckoo wrasse)
Lineage: Eukaryota; Metazoa; Chordata; Actinopteri; Labriformes; Labridae
Product: GTPase IMAP family member 4-like
Exons: 4
Coding region: 77-1009 (310 amino acids)
Molecular function (GO): GTP binding
Source: RefSeq, a predicted model, not a curated record